GAUGUAUUUUGUGGUGAUGGUGAAGUCCCGCUGGUGAGGUCGUCCGUUAUAAAUUUGGGCCGCGGGUGUAAGGAAAUCACAGCCUGCACAGGAGGACACAGGGUUACAUCUAAAGAUCGAGAAGAUCCAGACAUGAAGCCAUACAGCAUCGCAGCCAUCGGCAUUCUCCUCUUCGCCUUCUGCUCGGUGACUUUCAGCCAGAACAGUCACGGGCCACAGAAGUGCUGCUUCAGCUACACAAAGACAAAAAUCCCUGUGGCAAUGGUUGAGCAUUUUGAGAUGACCAGUCCUGCAUGCAGCAAGCCAGGAGUCAUAUUCCACACAACCAAGCAGAUAGAGAAGUGUGCUAAUCCAGAAGACAAGUGGGUUCAGAGGCUGAUAAGCAUGAAGAGCUAAAUGUCAACAUCACUCUGACUGAUUCUGAAGAUUGAGGUUGCAAGAUAAAAUCCUAUAAGCUGCCUGGCGGUCAAGCCUGCUGUCCUUCUUAUAUGGUGUAAAACAAUAGAUUUGCACCAGCUUUUAUUAAUAUCAUGACGUUGUAAAAUUUCCAUACUUAUUUAAUUGUUCUAUUUUUAUAUUGUUAUUUACAUUUGAAAUAAUAACAAUAAAACCAUUUUGGAAUUUGA
Messenger RNA from Colossoma macropomum (tambaqui), 626 nucleotides. RefSeq names its product C-C motif chemokine 4-like. Gene Ontology annotation, cellular component: extracellular region. NCBI's taxonomy places the organism in Eukaryota, Metazoa, Chordata, Actinopteri, Characiformes, Serrasalmidae. Gene Ontology annotation, molecular function: chemokine activity; CCR chemokine receptor binding. The record is from RefSeq and is a predicted model, not a curated record. Gene Ontology annotation, biological process: cellular response to tumor necrosis factor; G protein-coupled receptor signaling pathway; lymphocyte chemotaxis. The transcript is spliced from 3 exons. Bases 133 to 396 code for a protein of 87 amino acids.